Quercus lobata is the source of this 1653-nucleotide messenger RNA. Its product is annotated as craniofacial development protein. NCBI's taxonomy places the organism in Eukaryota, Viridiplantae, Streptophyta, Magnoliopsida, Fagales, Fagaceae. The coding region runs from base 113 to 1012 and encodes 299 amino acids. The transcript has 3 exons. The record is from RefSeq and is a predicted model, not a curated record.
CCCGGAUUCCAGAAUCCAUUUUCUUCUGUUAAAAGAAAUGGCUACCUCUUCUUCUUCUUCUUCUUCUUCAACCCACCACUGCAUUAAAGUCUUAUAAUUUCCAGGAAUACCAAUGUCUGUCUUCAAAACCCUCCUUAAGCCCCAAAAAAAUCCUCUCUACUUUUCACUCAAAUCUCUUCCAAUUUCCUCACGCUUUUACAGUUCAACCACCUCCACCACAACGCCUUCUUCACCCCAAGAAAACAAGAAACCAAUAGAUGUUAUUUUCAAAGAAGCUGUUGGGUUAUGCAAAAAAGCAGAAGGGAAUUGCGAAGGUGAAAACACAAAUGAGUUGAAGAGCAGAUUGAGGGAACUGGAGAGAGAGGUGAUAGAGUUGAGAGCGAAUUCAAAUGUGAAAAGGAAGGAAUUGAAGAAAAGUAAGAGUUUAUAUGCAGUGUUUACGAAUCAACCUGGAUACGGUGAGAGGACAAGGGAACAAGUGCCAGAAGUUUAUAAUGAGCUCUCGCCAGAUAUGGAAUUGUUUGUGAAUCAUUUGUACAAGGAAGGGUAUUUCAACAAUGCCAAUUUCUUGCGAGGGAAUAAGUUGGAAUUCGGUUGUUUCCAGAGUCGCUAUGGCCGGGAUUUUAUUAAGUUUGCGGCUGAGAAGUUUUCCCUGGACCAUCAAGAAAUUGCAAAAUGGUUAUCAGCAAGUGACUUGAAAAAGGUUGCCCUCUUUGGUUGCCCUUCACUUACAAAAAAGAAUGUUUUUGCUGCUAAAAGACUGAGAAAGUUUUUUGAGAUUCAAGAAAACACUAUUUGUAGUAAAUGCGUUCUAAAACAGUCGUGCAAGUUUGUGAAUCAGAGUGUGUGGAAAGGUGACACCAAGAACUUAAACUUAGCUGUUGUGAUGAGGGUUAUCAUUUUGUAUGCUUUGGAGUUGGUGCGACCAGAGCUGGGAAUGCCCAAUGAAAUACAGGUUUCUGUCAGUAGAUUGCUGAAGGAGGUUUUGAAACUAAGCCAAACUAUGUCAUGAAAUGAGAACAUACUUGCAGGAUCUGCAUGUCUUUCCGGGUAACGGAGGCUUAAAUCACACUCUAAUUGCGUUCCUCCCAUUUAUCAUAUGAAUUCUACACACUUCCUCCCCCAUUGUUUUUACAGGGCCAAUAAUUAUUUAUCAUACGAAUUCUACACACUUCCUCCUCCAUUGUAUUUACAGGGCUAAUAAUUAUAAGAAUAGAAUCAAUGUGAGUAAACCUUCUCCUGGGGAUCAAGAAAUUAUCAUGGCAGCGUGCACUAAUCAGAAAUUCAUUUUUCAGAUGAGGGUAAUUCUUCGGUACCCUUUUUUGUACCCACUAUUAGGCAAUCUUGAUGCAGGAGGCAAUGGGAAGACAUAUUGAUUAUAUUUUAUUUGAUUUUCUGUAUCAAGAGCAAUUUUGUAAUUUCAUAAUAUUUUGGAAUAGGCUGUGCUAACAGUCCAUUAGAUCUUCUUUUGGGUAUUAUUUUAAGUUUGGUUAUUUAGUUGGGCUUAGUAGUAAAAGCCUAAGUUCAAGUCCAAGUCUUAUUUGGGUUUUAAGAAAUCCUAGUUUGACUAGGAUUAUGUAUUAGUCUUCUAUUUAAAGAGUUGUAGUACUUUCUAUUGAGUUGAUUAUUAAUGAAUGUUUUCAGAAUUUAAGA